This is a messenger RNA of Penicillium arizonense, 2004 nucleotides long. RefSeq lists its product as uncharacterized. Gene Ontology annotation, biological process: carbohydrate metabolic process. The coding region runs from base 1 to 2004 and encodes 667 amino acids. The transcript has 5 exons. Gene Ontology annotation, molecular function: hydrolase activity, hydrolyzing O-glycosyl compounds. NCBI's taxonomy places the organism in Eukaryota, Fungi, Ascomycota, Eurotiomycetes, Eurotiales, Aspergillaceae. The record is from RefSeq and is a predicted model, not a curated record.
AUGUUGCUCAACAAACUAUCAUUGGCCUUGCUGCCUUUCGGUACCAAUGCCGCCAUAUUGAAGCCGCGACUUGAUGAUGGAGUAGCAGGUACACCUCCAAUGGGAUGGAACACCUACAAUCACUAUUCGUGUUCCCCGAAUGAGAAAAUUGUACGUUCAAACGCGAAAGCCUUGGUUGACCUCGGCUUGAAGAAACUCGGUUACCGCUACGUGACAACUGAUUGCGGGUGGACGGUUGCUAAUCGCCUAGCAAAUGGAUCUUUAACUUGGAAUGAAACGCUGUUUCCAAGCGGAUUUCCUGCUCUUGGAGAGUACAUCCAUGGCUUGGGUUUGCUAUUUGGUGUCUAUGAGGAUGCCGGUAUUAAAACUUGUACAACGGGGAUUGAGCAGGCUGGCAGUCUGGAUCAUGAGGAACAGGAUGCUGCGACUUUCAUGUCCUGGAAUGUCGACUCGCUGAAAUAUGACAACUGCUAUUCUGACGAAACCACUGGAUACCCAAACACAAACUACGCGCCUAGCAUUUCGCCGCGCCUCAGGUACGCAAACAUGACUAAAGCGCUGGCUGCCCAGAGCCGCAAAGUCCUCUUCCAAAUCUGCGAAUGGGGUCUCGACUUUCCCGCACUCUGGGCACCAUCCCUGGGUCACACAUGGCGUAUCGGCAACGACAUCAUUCCAGCAUGGCGAAGUAUCUUCCGAACACUCAACCAAGCAGUACCGCAGACAUCCUUCGCAGGACGUGGCCAAUGGCCCGACCUCGAUAUGCUGGAAGUUGGAAACAACGUCUUCACAACACCUGAAGAGCAAACCCACUUCUCAAUGUGGGCUAUUCUGAAAAGUCCGCUCGUGAUCGGGGCUGCGUUGAAGGAUGACUUGACGCAGAUCAGCGGUGCCUCGCUUUCGGUUCUCUCGAACAAAGAUGUUAUUGCCUUUAACCAGGAUUCUCUUGGCCAAAGUGCGAGUCUUCGGCGUCGUUGGACCGAACAGGCAUAUGAGGUGUGGAGUGGGCCCUUGUCCGGAGGCAGAACUGUUGUUGCGUUGAUUAACUGGGCCAAUGAAGCGCGGGAUUUGACCUUGAACCUUCCGGAUGUUGGCCUUCAGACUGCAGGAACUGCGAAGGACAUCUGGAAGGGCAAGACCGUCAGCAAUGUGAAGACAUCCUAUUCUAGCUCCGUUGAGGCUCACGGUGUGAUGCUUCUGGAGUUGCGGGAUACUACCCCAGCGGGUGUGUACCCAAGCUCGAAAUUUGGAAUUCGGAACGGUAACACAAUUACAUUCAAUUCCAUCUAUGCGAACACGACUAGCACCAAUCAUACCGUCUCUAUCGUGUUUUCUAGUGCAGCAACUACGACUGGAAGCCUUCAAUUACAGUCAUCUUCAGAUACAAAAUCAAUCAGCAUUCCAGUCGGCAAGUCUGCCAAAAGCGUCUCCUCACCCCUUUCUCUUGUGGCAGGAUCAUUGAACGAGAUUACAAUUCAGUCCACCACCUCAAUCGAUUCCAUUCGCAUCGAGUCUCCGUCCAGCACAUACUACCCCUGUACUUCGUUUACCCUGAGCGGUUCCGCAGCCCUUGCAAAAUGUGGUACAGGCUUCUGUCUUCCAGUCGGAUCCAAGAUUGGAUACAUCGACGGAAAAUCGACCGCUCGCGCCAGCGUCCACGCAACUGUAUCUACACUCGGCACCACCAACGCAACGUCGAAAUAUCUGGAAGUUGACUUCAUCAACAAUGACAUUGCUCUAGCGACUAGUUGGGGCUUCGGGUCGAACACAAGAAACAUGACAAUCACUCUGAACGGUGGAGACCCCGUCCGACUGGAAGUCCCUUUGACUGGUCGUCACAGUGAGCUCUUUGGGCCGGGAUUGGGUUGGUGGGAUAGCUCGACAAUGGGGAUCGUAGUUGACGGUUGGAAGAAUGGUGAUAAUGAGGUUAUCAUUGGCAACGUGGCGGCUGGGAAUGUGUUCCAGUCUUAUGGUGCGGACUUCGUGGGUCUUCGGCUUUAUAAUUGA